UUUUAAUUAUUUUUGCUAAUGGAGUCGAAAAUUCCAGGAUAUGGAGGAUUUAUUCCUCAAAAGCGGUCUGAAAGAACUGAUGGAACUGAUUUACCUCCCUCAGUUCGUUUUACUAGUACUAGUAAAGCGGCUUAUGUUGAUCAAAUGCAGUAUACGGAUCCUUUGGAUGAUAUAAUUGCACCCAGAAAUACUUCAGGAGUACCUGCUUCAGAGUCUGCAAAAUUUUAUGGUCAGAUUGCAGAUGAUGAAGAUACUCUCGCUCAAGAUGCAGUAAAUUUUUAUGGAGAUGGCUCACUGUAUUACGCGAAGGUAGAUGCUCAAAAAGAGUCUCUGGAUCAAGCUUCUUCCAAGUUCCAUUUGCAAGAUAACUCCCAGGGAAAAUCAGACCCUCUCUCUUGGAAAACAAUGACUAUGUCUUACUUAGAAGCUAAGGAGAAAACUAUGAAAUAA
Molecule: messenger RNA, 450 nt
Organism: Moneuplotes crassus
Lineage: Eukaryota; Ciliophora; Spirotrichea; Euplotida; Euplotidae
Source: the annotation of a GenBank genome assembly